Molecule: messenger RNA, 1176 nt
Organism: Notodromas monacha
Lineage: Eukaryota; Metazoa; Arthropoda; Ostracoda; Podocopida; Cyprididae
Source: the annotation of a GenBank genome assembly
AUGGCUGAAGAAUUAUUCUGUUGUUGCGACGGCGGCGAAGACUCUGGCAAGGACGUGAUGAUUGUAAAUACGGUCAUCACGAACCUGUUCACAAAACUGGGCUUGGCUAUGUUUAUUGCCCGCAUUCAAACGCUCAUCCUGGUCAAGAGAAACGGCAGCUGCAGAUGGCCCAUUCGCGUUGGCAGAAAGAACCAGGACCUUUUCACUGAGACCCAGAGCCGCCGUUUGGCCCUUGAAGAACGAGUGCUGGGACACGCAGGUCUUCCACACAUACUUGGCCAGCUCUUGUUCGCUAAAUACAAACCGGGCAGAAUCUUCCACCCGUUGGCACUCAAUCGUAAAUUCCUUCUUCUGGUUCACCAGACACCUUGUGAUCUCGUCAUGGAUGAGAUGUACAUCAGUGAUGUAAAACAUUACUCCGAGCAACAAAGCGAGCUUCUCGCGAUGCCGCUUCUUCAGUUUCCCAAACUUAUUUUCAGCGUGAUCCAAGCUCUGAAAGCAGAGCUCGUCGGUUUUGAAGAACUUCCAGAAUUUCUUCACGGCUCCCGUCUUCUCCACAUUCCCACGCUUCAUCACACACUCCAGUUUAAAAACACUGCCCUGGAAUUUCCCAAAAUACUCGCUUUCCAACAAAUCCCUGAACUCCAACACCUGGGUCCAGAAUCGACGCCACGCUUGCUUGUUGCCAUCUUGCGUCAGAUGAAUCAUGUGUUGAAUUAUCACAGAAAAAUUUCGCUCAGCUCGAACUUCAUCACUCGGGUCCCAACCACAAUCCAUCAAAGCCUGGUCAACGUCUGUAAUAGUGAAUGGUUCCAAAGGGCACGAGUUGUUGAUGUACGACAAUCGCCGAAAUCCAAAAAGCAAAUAAAAAUGGAAGUGCUCAACUUCGUCAAGUGGGAACCGGGACAAGCCAAUAAUCCAAGCUUCGCGGAACAAAGGGACGCAUUAAGGCCAGCUUCGUCCCAAGGACGCAGGAAAUUCGUGCGCAUCAAGAAACGCCAGGCGGGCAAGGCGCCCGCAAACGAGGCCUGCUGCCCACCUGCGGGUGCUGACGACGCAGACGCCACCGAUGCAGCAGUUGGUUUGCCGUUCACGAGCAGCUCAAUCGCUGGUACUGUCACAGGUGUUGCGAAGGCGAGGUCCAGGUUCCUAAAGCUCACAGACGGUUUUGACUAA